UAUUGCUUUUGAUACAACUAAACAGCUUGUUGAUUUGUCUUAAUACCGCUUUUUUUUGGGACUGAUAAUGUCCGAUCCGGAACUCAAACCCCCUGCCAGUAACCAACCGCUGAGGCCACCUCAGGUGGUAUCUCUAGCAGGAUCCGCAGGUGGCCUCCAAUUGCCCGUCACUGCGCCUCAAAAGCUGAAUGGAUCAGCUUCCUCCUCCGCUUCGGGUUCAGCCACAGGCAAUCCCCGCAACAAGUGCGCUUUGAAGCCAGGCUAUUCUUUGAUGAGCUGGAUACGAUUGUGCAACUCCGGAGCGGAUCUAUCGGGUACCGGAGGACGUGUGGUGCCUGUUUCCCGGACCGAAUUGGCUCUCCACAACAAGAUCGGCGAUGCCUGGAUGGCCAUUCGAGGUUGUGUUUUUAAUGUCACUCGUUAUAUGGACUUUCAUCCGGGUGGAGUUGAUGAAUUAAUGCGAGGAGUUGGACGCGAUGCCACCAAAUUAUUUGACGAGGUGCACGCCUGGGUUAACUAUCCACAAUUGCUCGGGAAAUGCUACGUGGGCCCACUCAAAGAGAAUGAGUCAAAACAAUCCAAAGAUAGUCCCCAGAUUACCAAUGUAAUUUUAAAACCACCAGAGAUUGUUCCGCGUUUUGAUUGGAUUCAGCAGAGGAGCGAACUCACCCUGAUUUUUUACACCCGCAGCUUGAUCAAUCCGGGAUUGCUAAUCCGGCAAAAGGAUUCACAACAGUUGGCAGUAAGAGUUUUGGUUCAGAACAACUGGCAUUGCUUUGACUUUCAGCUAACGAAUAAGGUAAAGUGGCCUCCAAAAGUGGCCAAAAUCGGUGCGGAGACGGGGAAGAUUGAAGUGGUUUUUGGCAAGGCAGAAGAGGAACCCUGGUCAACAUACGGCACACAUGUAUCCAGCAAGCUUAGCUCCACCAGCAUACAAGAGGAGUCUUACGACUAUGAGGUGAUUCUCCGUAACGAUUUCAACCACGACUCCUUUGAAUUGCAACUGAAAAGUGUUCAGCCAGUAUUGAUGCUCCUGCCAGUAGGUUACCAUGUGGAUAUAGAAGUCCACCUGGAUGGAGAUAUAAUUCAGCGCAGCUAUACACCUGUGGAUGAGUUCUAUUCGAAUUUGGACAAGAAGACGCACUUGAAUUCGGAAUGCUUAAACUUUCUGAUUAAAAGAUAUACCGAUGGACCAGUUUCUAGUCACCUGCAUCAGCUCCAAGUUGGUUCUCACAUUCAAUUAAGCCCACCACGGGGAAAUUUCCAGCUUUCCGAACUAACUGCGCACAGGAACAUACUUCUCUUGGCAGCAGGAAGCGGAUUGACACCCAUCUUAAGUUUAAUUCAGCCCAUUCUAAAAAGAAGCACAAAUCGAAUCGAAAGCUUAAAGCUGUUUUACUUUAACAAAACCACAGAAGACAUCUGGCUGAAGGAAAAACUAGAGGAAAUACACUUGAAGGAUGAGCGAUUUAGCUGCACAAAUUUUCUGUCCCAGGCUGAGAGUAACCCACAAAGGAUAUCGCUGGAGCUACUAACUCCAAUGUUCCAGAAAAAACAGCCGGACUGUUGUACUUACAUAGCAAUUUGUGGACCAAGUGGUUUUAACAACGCAGCAGUAGAUAUUUUGACACAGCUGGAGGUUAAGCCCAACCAAUUGCACGUGUUUCGAGGCUAAAUCAUAAUUGUUUUCUUUGCGCACUUAAACUUCAUCUCUUUUAUUUACUGUA
Drosophila ficusphila is the source of this 1727-nucleotide messenger RNA. RefSeq names its product cytochrome b5 reductase 4. Gene Ontology annotation, cellular component: endoplasmic reticulum. Gene Ontology annotation, biological process: superoxide metabolic process; generation of precursor metabolites and energy. The record is from RefSeq and is a predicted model, not a curated record. Bases 68 to 1675 code for a protein of 535 amino acids. The transcript has 2 exons. Gene Ontology annotation, molecular function: heme binding; oxidoreductase activity. Lineage: Eukaryota; Metazoa; Arthropoda; Insecta; Diptera; Drosophilidae.